Messenger RNA from Patella vulgata (common limpet), 2680 nucleotides. RefSeq names its product protein PIF. The record is from RefSeq and is a predicted model, not a curated record. The transcript is spliced from 11 exons. Gene Ontology annotation, cellular component: extracellular region. Gene Ontology annotation, molecular function: chitin binding. Bases 104 to 1870 code for a protein of 588 amino acids. NCBI's taxonomy places the organism in Eukaryota, Metazoa, Mollusca, Gastropoda, Patellidae.
AAGUUGUGUUAGCUACGGCUUCCAGAUUGCACAUAAAUAGCAGCCCGAAUACCCAAUUUUACAGAUGGGCGCCUGGUUGGAGAGGAACUGAUAUCCCGUCAAUAUGAAGGAACUAAUUUUGGUUGUUUUGGUAGCAGCGCAAUGUUCAGUCACCCACGCACAAACUGCUACAUGUGGUGAACAGAGAUUUGAUGUCAUUGCUCUUGUAGAUGGAUCCGGGAGUAUUGCAAGGGCCGAUUUCCAAAAAAUAAAAAAUUCUUUGGAGAUGUUUCCGGCUUCUCUUGGACUAAAUGGAGUUGACAGGCGUUUUGGAGUGGCAGUUUUUAGCUCAAUUGUAACGGUACCUAUUCCAUUAUCUAGCAACGUGACUGCCUUGAUGUCGGGUAUUGCUUCUCUGCAACAACCAAAGGGAGGGACAAAUACAGCUUUGGGAUUGACGCGUGUGAUUCAAGAAUUUGAAGAUUAUGGAAUACCAGAAAAUAAACAAUUUAUUAUUGUAAUAACAGAUGGAAGGUCGAAUAAUAUGAACGCAACAUUGGCCGCUGCAGCACAAGCAAAGAACAUGGGUAUAAGCGUGUUUGCUGUUGGGGUUGGUAGUGGUCCCGUGGCCUCAGAAUUAGCAGGAAUCGCCUCGGAUUCGUCACAGGUCAUCAACAUUGAUAAUUUCGAUCAACUUACCCAAACAAUAGUUGGCGUGAUAGCUAUGGUCUGUGAUGAUACCGAUGUUUACACCGAUGAUGGACCAUGUUUUGGAUGUAUCCUGAGGAAUGGUAUUGGUUACCUCCGAACUAGCGAUUGCGAUAAAUUCCUACAAUGUCAACUAUCACUCGCCUAUACUGUCAAACAGUGCCCGUUUGGAACUUAUUGGGACCAAUCUGCUCUCACCUGUAAUUAUAUUGGCAAAGUCAACUGUCCUAAUGAUGUAUGUACCGCACCAACACCACCUGCCACCUAUAAAACCAGCGGAAAUUGUUCUCAGUAUUAUCAAUGUGUUAACGGAGUGUCACACAGCCGAACAUGCCCCGAGGGUCAAUCCUACAAUGCUAUUCUAGGGUACUGUAUCACGGAUUCAGACUGCAAACCAGAGCCGCCAGUCCCGAGAAAGUGUCACAUGACAGCCAUAUUAAACGAGCCCUGUUACUACAAUUGGGAUGUUUAUGGAGUAACAUAUAAGAUGCCCUGUCCUGGUGGAACAGCUUAUGAUCAAUCUGUCUGUGGUUGUAGUACAUCCGUUCAUACAUCUUGUAUACCAGUUUGUAAGCCUAUUGUCCACAUCGAUUUUAACAGUGCCGAACCAGGAGAGUAUGGUAACUAUGGAGCUGUUAUACAGAAUGGUCUAGCAUACUUUAAUGGUAGAAGCAGCAUCAAGAUUCCUCGACUGGCGAAUGUUGACUUCCGAGAUCGGAUCACCAUCUACACGAGAUACAGAGCUGAAUUUCCUAGCAAUACAACUCAACAAGCCGUCGUUGCUAAUGGUGACUGCAAUGAAGCGUCAACAAUUGCUAUUGUAGCUGAUGGUCAGUCAACUGAAUUUACAGCUCAAAGCGUGUCCAGAUCACCACAGACACUGACUACUUCUACAUCUAGCACUUGGAAAGAAGUUGUAUACAAAUUGAAAUCAGGAACGUUCAGUGGUAAAGAUGGUCUUCAACUCGAUUCCACGCCUUUUGCAGGACUGUUGCAAGUAUCACAGUGUGCCUUCCAGGUGGGUCAUGGUGAGGGAUUUAAUGAUUUCCGUGGAUGGGUUGAUUAUGUUAUAAUUACAUUAUGCGAUAUAAAUCUUCUCAGCUCUACAACACCUACUGCUGCUACUGCUACUGCUACAACUACGACUGCAGCUACUACACGACCUAAACAUACGUCUCAGUAAUUUCAAUCAUUUCAAUUAGUGAGAGAGAGAGGGAAUGGGGGUUUAACAUCCACUCGACACAAACUAGGUCAUUUUGGGACUAACAUAUGGUUUAAUUUUAUUUCAAUAAUUCGCUUGCGCAUGGGGGUCUUUAGCAAUGGGAGGAAACCGGAGGACCCGGAGAAAACCCACGAGGUAGUAAAAUGUGCUAAAGAAGUAAUAAUUGAAUGUCUUUUGUCCGUACAGUUCUAAAAAGAGUAAUAUUAAAUAUGGCUUUUGUUAGAAUUAUUUUUGCGUAUGAUACAUUGAUGCAGCAUACACAUACGUCUGUUUAGUUCAAUUAAUACUUAAAGAUACAUUAUGUAAGAUUUAGAUAAAGAGCUAGCCAUUUUUGCUGUAAUAUUUCGAAAAUAGAUAAUGUAAAAUGAAAAAUUUCAUUCAAAUUACUCUAUGGCGAGCGACGAUAUUAGCCUUUGAAGGUUUGACUAGACGUGUGCAAUAAUUUCAACCACCGUAUUGGUUGUUCGAAGCUAAGUCUCGCUCCUCCAUUUUUAGCUUAAAUCAAAAUAUGGCUGAACUGUUCUAAUCUAUUUAAUAUCGGAGAAAUCCGAUGCUAUCGAGAGUUGAUUAUGGCCUGGAUAAUUUAAUUAAUGUCUAAUUAAUAGUCUAGAGAGCAUUUCAGGCCCAAAGAAAGACCUGCAAUAAGCAGAUGUAGCGCUUGCAUGCGUGUUUAAACCUAGGAAGUAACGUGCCUCUCACAAAAUAUGGCUUUUGUUAGAAUUAUUUUUACGUAUAAUAUACUGUGUCAAUAAAGGUUUUAUAUAACCCAGA